Molecule: messenger RNA, 996 nt
Organism: Penicillium olsonii
Lineage: Eukaryota; Fungi; Ascomycota; Eurotiomycetes; Eurotiales; Aspergillaceae
Source: the annotation of a GenBank genome assembly
AUGGCCACAAAAGCAAUCAGCUAUUUAAGACCGGCAUUGCGUCUCAGCCGCCCUCCAAUCAGAACAUGCAUCGCCCAAUAUAGCUCCCAUUCCCCGAUGGGAUCAACCACCCCCAACACCCGCAAACCAGUGACUAUCCAAAGUAUUCGGAGUCUCUACAAAAAGAAUGAGCCCAUCACAGUCCUCACGGCCUCAGACUUCCCAAGCGCGCAUGUCGCCGAUUCCGCAGGGAUGGAUAUCGUCCUGGUAGGCGAUAGUCUAGCCAUGGUAGCCAUGGGCAUGGAAGACACCAACGAAGUCACAAUGGAAGAGAUGCUCCUCCACUGUCGCAGCGUGAAGCGUGCAGUCAAGAGCGCAUUUACAAUCGUAGACCUACCCAUGGGCUCAUAUGAAACCUCACCCGAGCAAGCCCUCACAUCCGCAAUCAGGAUGGUAAAAGAAGGCGGUAUGAAAUGCAUCAAGCUCGAAGGCGGUGCCGAAAUGGCACCUACAAUUACGAAAAUCACUCAAGCCGGCAUCCCUGUCAUGGCGCAUAUCGGAUUAACGCCUCAGCGCCAGCAUUCCCUCGGCGGGUUCCGCGUACAGGGCAAAUCGGCAGCCAGUGCGGUGAAGCUGCUUCGGGACGCGCUGGCUGUGCAGAAGGCUGGUGCUUGCAUGGUUUUGAUUGAGGCCGUGCCUGCUGAGAUUGCGGAGAUCGUGACGAAGAGACUGAGUGUGCCGACUAUUGGGAUUGGGUCUGGGAAUGGAUGUUCUGGACAGGUUCUUGUUCAGGUUGAUAUGCUGGGAAAUUUCCCGGCUGGUCGGUUCUUGCCGAAGUUUGUGAAGACUUAUGCGGAUGUUUGGGGUGAGGCGCGGAGAGGUAUUGAGGCUUAUAGGGAUGAAGUUAAGAGUCGGGCGUUCCCUUCUGAACAGUAUACUUAUCCUGUUUCUAAGGAGGCGGUUGAAGAGUUCGAGAAGGUGGUUGACGACGUGGUCGAAAGUGAAAGCCAGAAAUAA